Messenger RNA from Odontomachus brunneus, 4895 nucleotides. RefSeq lists its product as uncharacterized. Bases 311 to 4768 code for a protein of 1485 amino acids. Gene Ontology annotation, molecular function: monooxygenase activity; iron ion binding; heme binding. Lineage: Eukaryota; Metazoa; Arthropoda; Insecta; Hymenoptera; Formicidae. The record is from RefSeq and is a predicted model, not a curated record. The transcript has 4 exons.
GAGUUACUAGAAUCAUAAUCAAUUAUUUCUUAUCGAUGUUCCAUCUCUAGUCAGAGGUGACACGAGUACUUAAAAAAAAGUCUCAAGAAUUGUAGACACUACUUUACCGUAGGUUGUUGUCCAAAGAUUGCCUCUUAUCUUGGAUAACGUCAUAUCUCAUUAUGAGAGACAAACAAUAUGUAUAUUGCAAUAUUAGCAGUUGUUAGUAGAGAUUUGUAUCGAUGCGACGUAGUAUCGUUCAAUCUGUAGACUGAUGACUUGUUCGCACAGUAGUGAAUCAGUACCGACAAGCUAAUUUCGGUGAUUUAUUAUGGAAUACUGGACAAUAUUAUUAUCUAUUGUUACGGGAACGCUGGGUAUCCUUUAUCUAUUCCAAAAGUUUAAUUAUUUCAAGAGACAUAAUGUUACUUACAUGCCGCUUACUCACUGUAUAUAUGGUGUUCUGGCAUCGAUUUUAUUUCGUCAAAUGUCUUUUACUCAUUUACUACAAAAGCUGUACAAUUUCAACCCGGAAGCCAAAUACAUUGGAUUCUACAAUAUCACCGAACCAGCCAUCUUACUUCGUGACCCGGAGCUCAUGAAGGACAUCCUUGUUAAGAAUUUCGACAUCUUCCCCAAUCGCAGCGGUUUCACUGAUAUUAAUGAUCCCUUGUUCUCGAAGAAUUUAUUUUCUCUUCGAGGACAAAAAUGGCGAGAUGUAAGAACUUUGUUAAGCCCAGCAUUUACAUCCAGCAAGAUGAAAACGAUGUUCAGCUUGAUGAUGGAAUGCGCAGUGGACUUCACUAAGUGUCUCUUGAAAAUAUCAGCAGAUAACAGCAAUAUUAAUAUGAAGGACGUCUUUGCCAAGUACACGAACGAUGUGAUAGCCACGUGCGCUUUUGGUGUUAAAAUUAAUUCUAUGAAGGAUUCUACUAACAAGUUCUACGUUUAUGGCAAAGAUGCAAGCAAUUUUGACGGGAUAGCUGGUUACAAGAUAUUCUUCUCUUCAACCUUCCCAUGGCUGACACGAGUUUUCAACUUGAAAAUUAUAAACGACGAGGUAGCAAAUUUCUUCAAAGAUCUUGUGAAGACCACCAUCGACACCCGUGAUGCCAGAAACAUUACACGACCUGACAUGAUACAAUUAAUGAUGGAUGCCAGGGGCAAACGUGAGGCUGAAAAAAAACUCAGUAUUGAAGAGAUGACUGCGCAGGCAUUUGUUUUCUUCUUUGGUGGCUUCGAUACCAGUUCAACCGCGAUGUCUUUCAUUGCCCAGGAGAUCGCAAUCAAUCCAGAUGUCCAGGAAAAGUUGCGGCAAGAGAUCGAUAAAGUUCUGGAAAACUCAAACGGCGAAGUGACUUAUGAAGUUAUUAAUCGUCUUGAAUAUUUAGACGCGGUAAUAAACGAAACUCUCCGGUUAUAUCCACCUAAUUUCUUCUUAGAAAGAGUAUGCGUGCAAGAUUAUGAGUUGCCGCCCGCUUUACCGAAUGAAAAGCCCUUUACAAUGAAGAAAGGUAUGAAUGUUUGGUUUCCGGUUUACCCACUUCAGCGUGAUGAAAAAUACUACGAUGAUCCGGAAAAUUUUCGCCCGGAGAGAUUCUUGGACAACAAUACAUACCAUAACUCUCCGUAUUUCGCACCAUUUGGAUUGGGACCACGAAUGUGCAUAGCUAAUAGAUUCGCCAUUCUUGAGAUCAAGGUCUUGCUGUUUCAUCUACUAGCGCGAUGUGAGCUGAAACCUUGCGCAAAAGCCAAGAUGCCCAUAAAAUUGAGCAAGUCAAAUUUCGCGAUGGUUCCAGAGGGUGGGCUGGGCAUCCUUUAUCUAUUCCAAAAGUUUAAUUAUUUCAAGAGACAUAAUGUUAUUCACAUGCCACCUACUCCAAUAUUUGGUGUUAUGGCAUCGAUUUUCUUUCGUCAAAUGUCUCUUACUGAUUUACUACAAAAGAUAUACAAUUUCAAACCAGACGCCAAGUACAUUGGGUUCUACAGUAUCACCGAACCAGCCAUCUUUCUUCGUGACCCGGAGCUCAUGAAAGACAUCCUUGUUAAGAAUUUCAGUGCUUUCCCCAAUCGCUUGCGUUUUGGAGAUAUUCAUGAUCCCUUGUUCUCGAAGAAUUUAUUUUCUCUUCGAGGACAAAAAUGGCGAGAUGUAAGAACUUUGUUAAGCCAAGCAUUUACGUCCAGCAAGAUGAAAACGAUGUUCAGUUUGAUGAUGGAGUGCACAGUGGACUUCACUAAGUGUCUCUUGGAAAUAUCAGCAGAUAAUAGCAACAUUAAUAUAAAGGACGUAUUUGCCAAGUACACGAACGAUGUGAUAACCACGUGCGCAUUUGGUAUUAAAAUCAAUUCUAUGAAGGAUCCCACAAACAAGUUCUACGUUUAUGGCAAAGAUGCAAGUAAUAUUGACGGGGAGAUUGGUUACAAGAUAUUCUUCUCCUUAGUCUUCCCAUGGCUGACACGAGUUUUCGGCUUUACAAUUCUAAGCGACAAGAUAAUAAAUUUCCUCAAAGAUGUUGUGAAGACCAUUAUCGACACCCGUGAUGCUGAAAACAUUACACGUCCUGACAUGAUACAAUUGAUGAUGGAUGCCAGGGGUAAACGUGAGGCUGGAAAAGAACUCGAUAUUGAGGAGAUGACUGCGCAGGCAUUUGUUUUCUUUCUUGGUAGCUUCGAAACCAUUUCAACCGCGAUGUCUUUCAUUGCCCAGGAGAUCGCGGCGAAUCCAGACGUUCAGGAAAAGUUGCGGCUAGAAAUUGAUACAGCUCUGGAAAAUUCAAGUGAUGUGACUUACGAAGUUAUUAAUCGUCUUGAAUAUUUAGACGCGGUAAUAAACGAAACUCUCCGGUUAUAUCCAUCUAAUUUCGUCUUAGAAAGAGUAUGCGAGAAAGAUUAUGAGUUACCGCCCGCUUUGCCGAAUGAAAAGCCCUUUACAAUAAAGAAAGGUAUAAAUGUUUGGUUUCCAAUGUACCCACUUCAACGUGAUGAGAAGUACUACGAUGAUCCAGACAAAUUUCGCCCGGAGAGAUUCUUGGACAAUAAUAUAUACCAUAACUCUCCGUGUUUUGCACCAUUUGGAUUGGGACCACGAAUGUGCAUAGCUAAAAGAUUCUCCAUUCUUCAGAUCAAGAUUUUGCUGUUUCAUCUACUAGCGCGAUGUGAGCUGAAACCUUGCGCAAAAACCAAGAUGCCCAUAAAAUUGAGCAAGUCAAGUUUCGCCAUGGUUCCAGAGGGUGGAUUCGAUUUGAUUAUUCAACGUAGAAACGAAUUUAUUAUGGAAUAUUGGACAGUAUUAUUAUCCAUUGUUACGGGAACGCUGGGUAUCCUUUAUCUAUACCAAAAGUUUCAUUAUUUCAAGAGACAUAAUGUUAUUCACAUGCCACCUACUCCAAUAUUUGGUGUUAUGGCACCGAUUUUAUUUCGCCAAAAGUCUUUUGUUGAUUUAUUGCAAAAGUUGUAUAAUUUCAAACCGGACGCCAAGUACAUUGGGUGCUACUCUUUCUUCGAGCCUAUCAUCUAUCUUCGUGAUCCGGAGCUUAUGAAGGACAUCCUUGUUAAGAAUUUCGAUACCUUUCCCAAUCGCGCGGGUUUUGGAGAUAUUCAUGAUCCCUUGUUCUCGAAGAAUUUAUUUGCUCUUAAUGGACAAAAAUGGCGAGAUGUAAGAACUUUGUUAAGCCCAGCUUUUACGUCCAGCAAAAUGAAAAUGAUGUUCAGAUUGAUGACGGAGUGUGCAGUGGACUUCACCAAGUCUCUCUCGGAAAUAUCAGCGGAUAAGAGCGACAUUAAUAUGAAGGACGUCUUUGCCAAGUACACGAACGAUGUAAUAGCCACGUGCGCAUUUGGUAUUAAGAUCAAUUCUAUGAAAGAUCCCACAAACAAGUUCUAUGUAUAUGGCAAGGAAGCAACCAAUUUUGAUGGGGUGACUGGUUACAAAAUGAUUUUUUACGGAAUCUUCCCAUGGCUGACACGAACUUUCAAAUUGACAAUUCUAAGCAACAAGAUAGCAAAUUUCUUCAAAGAUAUUGUAAAGACCACCAUCGACACCCGUGAUGCUGAAAACAUUACACGUCCUGACAUGAUACAAUUGAUGAUGGAUGUCAGGGGUAAACGUGAGACUGGAAAAGAACUCGAUAUUGAGGAGAUGACUGCGCAGGCAUUUGUUUUCUUUCUUGGUGGCUUCGAAACCAGUUCAACCGCGAUGUCUUUCAUUGCCUACGAGAUCGCAAUCAACCCAGAUGUUCAAGAAAGAUUGCGGCUAGAAAUUGAUACAGCUCUGGAAAAUUCGAAUGAAGUGACUUACGAAGUUAUUAAUCGUCUUGAAUAUUUAGACGCGGUAAUAAACGAAACUCUCCGGUUAUAUCCACCUAAUAUCAUUCUGGAAAGAGUAUGCGUGAAAGAUUAUGAGUUACCGCCCGCUUUGCCGAAUGAAAAGCCCUUUACAAUGAAGAAAGGUAUGAAUGUUUGGUUUCCGGUUUACCCACUUCAGCGUGAUGAAAAGUACUACGAUGAUCCGGAAAAUUUUCGCCCGGAGAGAUUCUUGGACAACAAUACAUACCAUAACUCUCCGUGUUUCGCACCAUUUGGAUUGGGACCACGAAUGUGCAUAGCUAAUAGAUUCGCCAUUCUUGAGAUCAAGGUCUUGCUGUUUCAUCUACUAGCGCGAUGUGAGCUGAAACUUUGCGCGAAAACCAAGUUGCCCAUAAAAUUGAGCAAAUCUUUUUCUAUGGCUCCAGAGGGUGGAUUCUGGUUGAAUAUUCGACGUAGAAACCGGCCGUCUCACGUUCAAGGCUAAUGGAGCCCGAUAAUAAAGAAUAGCUGCACUGUGGACGCUGCUUUACUGUAGGAUGCUGUAUUGCGCUUGAUUCUUGUGUAACGUCAUAACCAGUGUGACACACCCAUGACAUCAACGUACAAAUUCC